UCUCUUCUGUACUUUUUCAAAAGCAUGUGUUCUCCAGCGAGAGAAGCAGCACACAUUAAGUUGCUGAGGCAUUAGCCUGGAAAUAUAAGGAGUUUUGCGGAAUUGUCCAUCACUCAUCUAGGGAUGACAGGUGUGCCACAAAGACUUGGACCAAGCCAGGCUGCUGGCAGGGCAGACCACCUAUAAAAAUCCUGGAUGUUCAGGACAUUUUGGGAACCGUGCUGAGAUCACAUCAUACAGGUGGGAAACAAGUUAUCAGGAAUAUGAGCAAACAAAGUGGCAGUAAAUGGAACCGUAUAUUCCCAUUUCUAAUGGUAUCCUUGGUGUAUUCAGCUUUAGCAGAGUAUUCUAAUUGUGGUGAAAAUGAAUAUUAUAACCAGACAACAGGCUUGUGCCAUAGCUGUCCAGAGUGUGAGCCAGGGGAAGAGCCAUAUAAUUCCUGUGGAUAUGGCACCAAAGAUGAAGACUACAGCUGUGUUCCUUGUGUAUCUGGCAAGUAUUCUAAAGGCGGCUACCAAAUAUGCAGGCGACACAAGGACUGUGAAGGGUUUUUCCGUGCCACUAUUUUAACACCAGGGGACACAAAGAAUGAUGCAGAAUGUGGACCCUGUCUCCCAGGAUUCUACAUGUUAGAGAACCGUCCUAAAAGCAUAUAUGGCAUGGUGUGUCACUCAUGUUCAUUGGCACCUCCAAACACCAAGGAAUGUAUUGGAACGCAGCACUAUGCGUCCGGGAGUUCAUCAAGAAUUGUGGGCUCCAGCACAGCCUCUCCCUUCCAACAUGCACACAAAGUGGAUGUGCCUGGGCAAGGACAUCUGGCCACCGCUCUCAUUAUUGCAAUGUCUACAAUAUUCAUCAUGGCCAUUGCUAUUGUGCUUAUCAUCAUGUUCUACAUUGUGAAGACCAAGCCUUCUGCUGGAGCAUGCUGCACAAUUAAUACAAAGAAUGUGGAAGCUCAGGACAUUCAUCAGGAAGAGAAAAAGGAAGUGCCAGCUGAAAAUGUCAUCUACUCUGAAAAAGAUGAAUUUGAGAAACUUUCGGAAACACAAACAAAAACUGAGAAAAGUGAAAACGAUGCUUCCUCUGAGAAUGAGCACCUUCUGAGCAGAAGCAUGGACAGUGACGAGGAGGCCGCACUUGACAAACAGGGUUCCCCGGAGCUCUGCCUCUUAUCCUUAGUUCACCUGGCAAGAGACAAGUCAACUGCAAACAACAAACUGACAGGGUUGGUGACCAGAAUUACACCACAUAUUCCUGAUGAGGUCUUACCAUGGAGUUAUAUAGAGGCAAGAUUAUAUUUUCCACACAUUCACAGUCGCAGGAAAAAGAUUUUAGAUCUUUAUGCCAAUGUAUGCAGUGUUGCAGAAGGUCUAAGCCCAACAGAAUUGCCAUUCGAUUGUCUAGAAAAGACCAGCAGGAUGCUUAGUUCUACCUAUAAUACAGAGAAGGCAAUAGUGAAAACGUGGCGCCACCUUGCUGAGAGUUUUGGUCUGAAGAGAGAUGAAAUUGGAGGAAUGACAGAUGGACUUCAGCUUUUUGAUCGCAUCAGUACUGCUGGCUACAGCAUACCAGAUCUGCUCACCAAACUGGUACAGAUUGAAAGACUAGAUGCAGUGGAAUCUCUUUGUGCAGACAUUGUAGAGUGGGCACAAGCUACUCCAACAAUUACACCACCUACAGUGCCCAAUAGUGAAAGCGUAUGAACUAGAGUUUGACUUUUACCAUUGUUUUGGAAUGGAAGAAGAUAUUCCCAUUAGGAUGAGCCAUUAUGCUUAGCCUUGACUAGGCACUACAAGAGGUCAAGAACGCUUACGGCACAAUAUGUAGCGAAAAAAGAAGGAUUGUAACUCUUUCGAAAGCAUAAAAGGAAAUAAAUACAUAACAGUCCUUUCUAAUGAAGAGUACACAAUCCUUAAUGAAUGAGACUAUUGAAUAUAAUUAUUUAAAACUUUAUACGGAACCUGUGACCGGAAGGAUUAGUUCCUUUCUACAUUUUUAGUGAUUAACUAAGAACUUGUUUAAACAAUCAACUUGUGUGUAGACUGAUUUAUUCAACUGGAAUAACAGCUAAAUGUUGUAUAUUCCACACAAAGAAGUAAUCAUUGUUUUAUGCUUGUUUGUUGAGGUUCAGAAUCCAUUGACAAUAUGCUAAGUGGACCAUGCAAGAUCCAUCAAGUGGCUCCUUCAAGCUACGGCUCAGAAUCAUUUCAUGUUGCAUUAUUAACAGAACAGGGUUACCUUUGUUCCACUGCUCACUGUACAACUCUAUUAGGAUCAAUACAUUUCCUCCCCGCUGUUUUAGCUUUCAUCAGAUUGGUUCUGAAGAAACUUACUGACAAUCAUUGAACCCAAGAACAUUAUACAUUAUAUUCAUCUAAACCAGCAGUGUUAGCGAUACAAAUAGCUCAGAGCUACAACCACUCUGUAGGCUGCCAGUUCUAGAGCAGUUGAUGUGUCAUUAAUCUGAAAUGUAGAUGCUGACUUAGAGUAAAGUGCAAAUGCAUCUACUAGGUUCAAGUGCUCAAAAAAAAAAAAAAAUGUGUGCGAGAGUAACAUGUAAAGUUAUCUCUCUGAUUUAGGUUUGUUCACAUAAAAGUUCAAUAUAGAAUCAUUUGUUAAUGGCACUAUUCACCGAGAUGAGAUGAUACUUUGGAUAAAUGUAUUUAUCUAGUAGGAACAAUGCAGCAGAUAACAAGCUGUGUUUGGAACUGAUUCAAUUCCACUGACAGAACUUCUGGGUUCUGACCCCAUGUAUUUAUUGUGACUGCAUAACCACUGUACAGAGAGAUCCAAGAAUCCCUCUCUGGUGAGACAUACAGACGCCAUUGUCAGAUGGCCUUGGCAAUAAGAGACUAACUCAGAAAAUGUAAGUGUAAUAUAGUUUGCUCUGCUGUAAAGUCUGCACCGGGGUAAAACUUGCACCUGUCUGUAACUCAGGAUCUUACUGUAUGCCUUUUCGGUCAACAUAACUAUGCACACAUGUGCUUACUAUGACAUCAGUAGGGUUAAGUAGGUUGAUCCAUGAAAUGUGACCUAUUGCAAUAUGGCAAAAUGUGAAUCCAAUUUUUUAAUUGGUUUUCAAAUAAAAUGACAGUGAAGGGAAUGCAUUGUUGUACGCAUCUAACAUUUAAUAUAGUGUUAUUUCAGUUAAAUUCUGUGAUUAAUUUACAUUUCUUAAGAGUAACUGCCAUUGAUGAUAUUUAAACUGCACUGAAUUAAAAUUGUAAUACUUGUGACCAUGUUACUGGAUACGUGCUGGCUUCAUCCUCUCCCCUGGACUGAUCUUGUCUUUCCUAAUUAUUUUCCACUAUAAUUUCCAAUACUUUCAGCUGAACCGAAUCAUUUAUUUUAGAGGUGCUGUAUUCUGUCACUAUAAAACAGAUCUAUGUUUGACCAAUGAUUCUCAACUCCAGUCCGCAAGUACCCCCAACAGGAUGUGAUUCUGGAUUUCUAUCUGGGGAAAUAAGUGGCAUAAUUGCUGACCCAGCAAAAAUAGAUAAACUCCUUUGUGCAUGAUUAAAGAAAGUCAGAAAACAUGACCUGUUGGAGGUACUUGAAGACUGGAAUUGAGAUCCACUGGUGCAGACACAUGAGAAUACUUCUGUUCUUAAAAUGUUGCACUGAGAAAAAGCCAGUGUUUGAAACUUCUAGUCUAAUAUUACGUUUCAAAUGUGUUUUGUAACACUGGCAAAUAUGUAUAUCAAAUGCAAAAUCUUUAGAUUCACAUUAUGAGGCAGAUUCAAUUAGCUGUGGGGUUAAAGCUCCGGGUUUAAUGUAUAGAGCUAUUCAAUUACUAAGCAAUUUACUCAUGCAGUAAGGCCAAGGCUAACAUGCGCUAACUCAAAGAUUCUGAGUUAGGAGCCCAGAAUCAAUGGGUUACCCAGCGCAGUAAGUCCCAGGGGGUGCACUUAAUAUGGAUUGUUUUCCUCUCAGCUCCAGAGGCUCCAGUGCAUCCUAUGGGGCUUAAGGUGUGGGGGAACCAGUAGCAUUAAUUGGUAGCUAUAGUCAGAGCCUUAACAAUAAAGUAAGCCCCAUGACUAGCUGAAUCUUCCCAUUAGUGUGUUUGUACUUGGAGCCUAAUUCAGAUCUGAUUGCAGCAACAAAUUUAUUAGCUAAUGGGCAAAACCAUGCAGGGAGGGGGGCAGAUAUAACAUGUGCAGAGAGAGUAAAGGGCCCCAUACACUACAACGAUCUCAUGUCGGAGGUGAUCGCAGGCGAUCACCCCAGCAGCCUCCCGGGGGGCAGGUUUGGCCAAGAAACAUUGUAUGCUGCACAGUUACAUAUGAUAUAUCUGGGCGAUCCCAAGCCAUGCCCCCAGGUCGGACCAGAUUGAAUGUGCAGCACAUUCAAUCUGGAGGAUCCGAUCUGAUGCUCACGGGAAUGCGCAUUGGAUCAGUUUUGGUUUGGGAACACCCCUAAAAUGUCCGAUUUCAGCCGAUAUAUCGGGCCGAAUGCCCGAAUUGGGCUGAAAUCGGGCAUUAUCGUUCUAAUGUAUGGGGCCCUUUAGAUUUGGGUGGGUUGUAUUGUUUCUGUGCGGGGUAAAUACUGGCUGCUUUAUUUUUACACCGCAAUUUAGAUUUCAAUUUGAACACACAUCACCCAAAUCUAACUCUCUCUGCACAUGUUAUAUCUGCCCCCCCCCCACACACACACACCUGC
Pseudophryne corroboree (corroboree frog) is the source of this 4659-nucleotide messenger RNA. It is a transcript of the gene EDAR, whose product is annotated as ectodysplasin A receptor. Gene Ontology annotation, molecular function: signaling receptor activity. Bases 264 to 1703 code for a protein of 479 amino acids. Gene Ontology annotation, biological process: positive regulation of JNK cascade; positive regulation of canonical NF-kappaB signal transduction. Lineage: Eukaryota; Metazoa; Chordata; Amphibia; Anura; Myobatrachidae. The transcript is spliced from 13 exons. The record is from RefSeq and is a predicted model, not a curated record. Gene Ontology annotation, cellular component: plasma membrane.